Molecule: messenger RNA, 2617 nt
Organism: Colletotrichum scovillei
Lineage: Eukaryota; Fungi; Ascomycota; Sordariomycetes; Glomerellales; Glomerellaceae
Exons: 4
Coding region: 131-2617 (828 amino acids)
Biological process (GO): regulation of DNA-templated transcription
Molecular function (GO): DNA-binding transcription factor activity, RNA polymerase II-specific; DNA binding
Source: RefSeq, a predicted model, not a curated record
UUCAAACCCCCACUACCGACUAACUUCGGCCAACUUCACUGCGUCACGUUGAGGAAUCACUGUCAAGACUAGAGAACCUUCAAACCUGCGCUCGCUGCGACUAUUUCAAGUCAUUCAACGGGAGGAAGCGAUGGAAAAGCCAUUGUUAAUGGCCGACAAUGUUCUGACAAAUGCGCGGUCCAAUGAAGUGGACGAUGAUUUCGACCUCAGUCUGUUCCUUUCCGACGAAGCGUCUUUCAGUAUGUUUCCCAAAGACUCGAGGAAUCCCGACGAUGCAGUGAAUGGAACGCAAUCUGAAGACGGACGGAUAUCUGCAUCUUCAAGCGUGUCUGGUGGUGUCCCACUCUUCGAAGGCCCUGAGCCACUACAAGACACGCCGAAUACUACGGAGGGCGGAACGAAAGUGGGCAGUCGCUUCACAUCAGCAAACAUCAGAGUCCUGAAAACAUGGUUCGAAAACCACGAGCGGCAUCCAUAUCCAAACCCGGAUCAGGCCGAGCGAUUACUGAAGCAAACAGGGUUGACCAAACAGCAACUAACAAACUGGUUCGCCAAUACUCGUCGGCGCAGGAAGAUUCGCCCGGGGGGGGCCUCCACGCCGGCCCGGACAGAGGCUGGUUCUAGUCCCAUAGACGUGCCCGUUCGACGACCGACGCCCAUGGCAUUCGAGCAAAUGAACCCGAUGCAACGAUGGGAACACUCUCCGCCAGAUAGCGAGCCUGCUUUAGCUGCCGAUAUUUCUCGCGCAGUCGCUGCAUCAUCUAAGCGCCCAGGACUCUUGGGCCGCUCUCGGUCUUCGGCAGGAUCUUGGGAGAACGCCUGGAGCGUCAGUAGCGUUGGCACAUCUCAGUCAAGUGGGGGGUCACGUUCCAAUGCUUCAGCAUACUCCCACGGCUCUAACAAAUCUCCGACCCCUAUGGAGGCACUCCGGAAGGACUCAAAUCGUCGGAGAAGACGAGCAAUUCUAAAAGAACGAAGGGGGAACAGGUUGAGCCUUCGACAGAUCAAUACCUACCAAUGCACUUUCUGCGCUGAAACCUUCAAGACAAAGUACGACUGGCAAAGACACGAAAAGUCCCUUCACCUCUCACUUGAGGAAUGGCACCUCGACGACCACCACCAAGCAGCCUGCUCGGAACGACCGGUCAAAGAGCGUACGUACUACCGCAAAGACCAUCUCCGGCAACAUUUGAAACUUGUACACAAGACAAGUCAGAUGUCUAAAACCGCAGAAACUUGGAAGGUUAUCACGGACAAGAUUCGGUCAAGAUGUGGCUUCUGUGGAAUCAAGUUUGACUCAUGGGCGACGCGCGGGGAUCACAUUGCAGACCACUAUCGAGACGACGGGAACACCAUGUCAAAUUGGAAAGGCGAUUGGGGUUUUGAGCCCCAGAUACUCGCAAAAGUCGAUAACGCGGUGCCUCCUUGCGUAAUCCAGUUUGAGCAAAGUGCACCGGUGCCCUACUGCGCAAGUGUUUCGCCGGCUGGUUCCGCACCGAGUGCAUACGAACUCCUCAAGCUCGAAGUAGAAUACUUCGUCCGUAACUACUUUGAAGAACACGAACGACUGCCCUCGGACGACGAGGUCAUCUACGAGGCGUGUACCAUCUUGUACGCCUCCGAGUUCUUCAGGCCCAGCGGCACGCCGAAUGCGUCGUCCUGGCUCCGAGACUUGUUGAUGAAUGAUACGGAGUUGUCUGAAAAGGCGCGUCUACGCCCAAUGAACCAAUGCUAUCAACUAGCCAAACUUCGUGCGACCCAACUCCAGAUAAUUGGCAAGACGGACAUCUUUGAGGACUGCGAACUGGAGGCUCAGCUGUGCAGGCAUCUCAGAGAACACCUCGUUCUAGGUCUCACGCCCUCUGACGAUGAUCUGCAGCAAGAAGCUUGUGUCAUUUUGAACAGAAUAGAAUCGGCAUCGACGAAUCCUUCGAGAAGAUUUGCUGGAUUUAUAGUCCGCCUCAUGUGGAAGUCAACAUCGUGGCUGGCACCACUACGUCAGAGGGCCGAAGCCUUUGUAGGGGACUCCUAUGAGGAAUUAGUACCAUGUCUGGAUUCCAUGGCGAACACAUCUGAUAGUCAACUCAGCAGCUUCUUCACGGGGCUACCUGAGCUGAACCAGUUGACAGGAGGGGCAGAAAGGCUGAUACCAAUAUCGGCUGGCGUAGUACGACCAAACACUCAAUUGAGAUCAGCUUACACACAGAUAUCUUCAAGCUAUUGCGACCCCGUCGACGAUAGAGAUCACAUCUCCCCUGACUUCAGUUUUGAUUCCAUAUCAACAAAGCCCAGUGACUUAUACACGCGGUUGCAAACUGCCAAAUCAAUCUUUGAAGGAUCUGGACACUCGCUUAGACGAUCUGAGCGGUCAAGAGGCACUGAUAUGCCGUUCUUUUUGAACGACCCUAACAGAUAUGCUCGUUUGGAAGGGGAACUGUCGCGGUUUGUUGCGACCACCAUUUCGCCUCAGAACCCCAAUAUGCAUAUUCCUUCAGAUGAUGAGCUCAGAUAUCAUGCAAGAUGGGUAAUCUUCGACGAUGAUGACCCGUGGAAUCAAACGGCUGCAGACAUUCCUGAAUGGCUAGCUGAAUUCAAGAAAGGAGUCGGCCUUCAAUGA